AGCAGCUCAGCUGAGCGCUAAUGACAGUUUGACAGUUUCUAUUCAUUCGUACAGUGCAUUUCAUGCAGAGUGUAUAUGGUUCAUAGGAUAGUGAUUUUUUCUUGUAAUAAUUUUUUUUAGCGUAGAAUUAGAAGCCAAAUAUAAUGGCAGAUGUUAGAGCUCUAGAGCACCCUACUUUAAAGGUGCCGUAUGAGGUGCUGAAUAAGAAAUUUCGUAUUGCCCAAAAAACUUUAGAUAGAGAAAUGAGUCAUGUCCAAUCAGCAGCAGCAGAGUUGGAGAAAAAUUUGUCAAUAAAAAACGCUGGGGAAAUAUCGAAAUUAAUAGGGGGUGUCGUGGAGAAACUUCAAGUUUUGAAGAGAAAAGCUGAGGAGAGCAUUUCUGAAGAGAUACAGGCUGGAUAUGUUUGUAAACGAAGACUUGAACAUCUAAAACAACAUGUUGCUCCAAACCCUGUUUUCAGCCCUGAAGUAUCGCAGGCUGCUAUGAACCAUUGGCGUCACAUUCGUUUGGAUCGAAUGCUGAUAGAGCAUUUUUUGCACCAUGGUUAUUACGAAUCCGCUGAGAAAUUAGCAACCACUACCAAUUUGCGUGACUUGACCAACGUCGAUAUAUUCCGAAUGUCUCGUGAAGUCGAACAAGACCUGGCCAAACAUCGCACGGCCAAAUGCGCAGCCUGGUGUGCUGAUAAUAAAUCGAAAUUAAGAAAACUUAAUUCCACGAUGGAAUUCAAGCUGCGCGUUCAGGAAUUCGUGGAGCUGAUUAAAGCGGAUCGACGCUUAGACGCCGUCAAAUUCGCGAGAAAGCAAUUCCCAGCGUACGAAAAGGAUCAGCUUUGCGAAAUCGGGCAUUGUAUGGCUCUGUUAGCCUUUCCCGUAACGACAACUUUAGAACCAUAUAGAUCUCUUUUCGAUCCGAGUCGUUGGACAGAUCUAGUUAUUCAAUUUAGACAUGAAAAUUAUCGUCUUUAUCAGUUGGGUAGUCAAUCAGUUCUAGCAGUAGCUUUACAGGUCGGUUUAUCCGCAUUGAAAACGCCACAAUGUUAUUCAAUAACUGCUCGUAAUUACCGUUGCCCUGUUUGUCAGGGACCAUUAAAUCAGUUAGCAAUGGGCCUUCCUUAUGCGCAUUGCGCACAAUCUCGACUUGUUUGCCGAAUUACUGGUCAGCCACUAAAUGAACAUAAUCUUCCUAUGAUGCUGCCAAAUGGUCAAGUCUAUGGAGAAAAGGCAAUUAAAGAUAUAGCGGAUCAAAGUAAUGGUGUUAUAAUGUGCCCUACAACACAGCAAGUGUAUGGUAUUAAACACAUUGAAAAAGUUUUUGUGAUGUAAAAUUAUGCUAUUGUUUCAUAGCAUAUAGCCAUAUUUUGAGAAACAAUCUCAGCGGGGUAUAAUAUCUAUGUAUAAUAAAAAAAAACAAUGUGACUUAUUUUAGCAAUAGCACAUAUGUUUCAUGUUGUUGAAUCGUACUUUAAGUUUAAUGACUAUGAGAAAUCGAUAUAAAUUUAUUUUAUUUUAAAUAUUAUUC
Ctenocephalides felis (cat flea) is the source of this 1521-nucleotide messenger RNA. RefSeq names its product macrophage erythroblast attacher (gene Kaz). Gene Ontology annotation, cellular component: cytoplasm; GID complex; nucleus. Gene Ontology annotation, biological process: proteasome-mediated ubiquitin-dependent protein catabolic process. The transcript is spliced from 6 exons. Bases 144 to 1325 code for a protein of 393 amino acids. The record is from RefSeq and is a predicted model, not a curated record. Gene Ontology annotation, molecular function: ubiquitin protein ligase activity; protein binding. NCBI's taxonomy places the organism in Eukaryota, Metazoa, Arthropoda, Insecta, Siphonaptera, Pulicidae.